Messenger RNA from Suillus bovinus, 1296 nucleotides. Its product is annotated as WD40-repeat-containing domain protein. The record is from RefSeq and is a predicted model, not a curated record. The coding region runs from base 1 to 1296 and encodes 431 amino acids. The transcript is spliced from 3 exons. Gene Ontology annotation, molecular function: protein binding. NCBI's taxonomy places the organism in Eukaryota, Fungi, Basidiomycota, Agaricomycetes, Boletales, Suillaceae.
AUGCCACCACUUGUGAUGCCGACUAUCGAGGAAAAUACGUCUUUUGUGUCUGAACCCCCUGCAAUGCUGACCACCGAGGAGAAUCAACCCCCGAUGCAACACGAAAACCCAACUCCAAGGCAACGAUUCAAGGGCCACGAAAAUCAAAUUUUGGAUUUCGUCUUCCUGCAUGACAAUGUCCACAUCGUGAGUGGAUCGUUGGACGGCAGGAUGCACAAGUGGAACUGUGACACAGGACGUCUUGUUGGGAACCCAUGGUCAAGUGAGGGCGGAGUAAUACAUGCGCUGGCACUUUCACCGGACGGGAGGACGAUUGCAUGCGGGAGGGACGACGGAAGCGUUCAACGCUGGAACACUGAGGGAGAGAUGAUUGAAGGCAUUUGGACAGGUCACAAGGAGCUGGUACGGUCACUGUCGUGGUCUCCCAACGGAGACCAUAUUGCAAGCGGAUCCGAGGACGGAACAAUCCUUAUUCGAAAAGCACUUGAAAGUGGAGAAAUCGAGGUGGGCCCGAUCGAAACAAAGCAGGAUGGUGUACUUGCACUUGCAUAUUCACCUUCAGGCGACAAAAUCGUAUCAGGCGGGAAGAAUCAGACGAUUUGCAUUAGGGACUCAAAGACAGGCGAGCUCGUCGUCGAGCCCAUCAGAGACCUUGGGCACUAUGUGUGGUCUGUGGUAUGGUCGUUAGACGGGAUCAAGCUGUAUGCCGCCUUGGGUCAUUUCGCACGCGUCUUCGACAGUAGCUCAGGCACAGAACUUUAUAGCUUCCAGCACACUCAUCCGCUAAUUUCCGUUGCGCUUUCACCCAAACACAAUGUACUGGCAUGCGUGGGCAUAGGAGGCAUUGCACGACUAUGGGAUACAAAGUCUCGUCAGCUACUCGGUCAGCCAUUUAAUCAAGAAGACGGGAUCCCUUUGUGUGUGGCAUUCUCUCCGGAUGGCAAAUACGUAGCAUAUGGAGGAACGAACAACACAGUCACUUUGUGGGUGGUAAAAGAGAUAGCUCCAGAACUUCCAGUACGUGCUUUCACAACCAUAAUUUUGAGUGACAAGCUACACAGCAGGAAACUUGUCCUUAGUCGCCACCGUCAUCUUGUCUCGAAGUCGAUGCUACAAUUCCUUUUACACAGUCAGAGAGUGAUAAUUUUCUUCAGAAUGCUCACAUAUGUUCCGCUCGCCACCUCUGGAAUAUUCUCAUCCCUUCUCGACGUCGUCCGACAGAAAGUGGGUCCAUUGAGCUGCAUCAACGCCCCAAACGCAGUUACUUUGGGCGCCACUCGGGAUCACAGUCUGUAA